This is a messenger RNA of Neltuma alba, 957 nucleotides long. Its product is annotated as pentatricopeptide repeat-containing protein At2g17033-like. Lineage: Eukaryota; Viridiplantae; Streptophyta; Magnoliopsida; Fabales; Fabaceae. The transcript has 2 exons. Gene Ontology annotation, molecular function: protein binding. Bases 264 to 788 code for a protein of 174 amino acids. The record is from RefSeq and is a predicted model, not a curated record.
CUGAGCUUGCUGCUUUGCUGGAUAAACAGGAACAAUAUUCAGCCUGGGAAACUCUAAUUUCGGAAGGCACUUCCAAAUCAGAGUCUGGCUCUCGAGAUCUGGCUCUUUUCUAUUGUAAAUUGUUGGAGUGUCACUCCAAACAAAGUUCAGAAAGAGGGUUUGAGAUUGCUUAUUCGUACCUAAGCCAGCUUCUUCAUAGUUCAUCAUCCUCUAUUUACAUAAAACGUCGUGUUUAUGAAUAUAUGGUCAGUGGUUUAUGUUAAAUGGAUAGGCCUUGUGAGGCAGAGAAUUUGGUUGAGAAUAUGAGAAUCAAAGCACUUGAACCUUCAGCAUUUGAAUUCAAGUCUAUCAUGUAUGGUUAUGGAAGAUUGGGAUUAUUCCAAGACUCGGAGAGACUUUUGGUUCAAAUGGAAAAAGAAGGGUUUGUUAUUGAUACAGUUUGUUCAAAUAUGGUUCUUUCAGCGUACGGAAUGCAUGGUGAGCCAACAAACAUGGUUUCAUGGCUUCAAAGGAUGAGGAAGACAUCAAUUCCGUUCUCGAAAAGGACAUAUAAUUAUGUUCUGAAUUCAUGUCCUGUUCUCAUGAGAAAGUUGGUGGACUUGAAUGGCUUCCCAUUGUCAAUUGAGGAGUUGAAUGCCAGUUUGGAAGGAGAUGAAGCUAUGGUGGUUGGAGAGCUAAUCAGGUCAACCGAGAUUCUAGAAGAGGUCAUGGUUUGGGACUCUAAGCAGAAAUUGUUGUGGUGUGUGGCUCAGGGAAGCAUAGCAAUCUCAGGGGACAAUCUCCUGUGAAAACGUUGGUGAAAGAGAUGAUGGUGAAGAUGAAAAGUCCUCUGAGAAUUGAUGAUAGGAAGAACAAUGGUUGUUUUGUUGGGAAAGGUAAAGCUAUGAGAGAUUGGUUGUGUUUAGGACACGAAUUAAACAAAUAUGAUAUGCAAAAUCAUAAUGGGGCCAUCGUUGC